UGUUGUCUGCUGUGUGCUAAUAAAGUUUCUCCAACCACGUGAUCACAACCGUAAUGGCUGCGUCCUCGUGUCAUGCGUGAAUGUAGUGGUAGUGACCACAGUUCAAUAUUUCAAGAACCGGCGAAGAUCAAAGACGAUGAAGACAAAAAACAUGAAGGUGAAAAACAAGCGGCUGUCAUCGAGGCUGCAGAAAUCAGGCAAGAGGGGCAUCCAUGUGAGAGGCAAGUGGAAAGCAGUGGAGCUGGACCCCAGCCUCUUCUCCGAGGAGGGCAUGGGGGAUCUGGUGUGUUUUGAAGAGCUGACAGAUUACCGUCUGAUAGACACCGAGAAGGCUGCAAUCAAAGCUGCCAAAGAGCUCAAAAAGGAAAAGAAAAAGGCUAAGAAACGAAAAACAAGCGAGGCAGAGGGGGGCGAAGGGGAGGAGAGCACACCUGAAACACCUAAGAAACCAGAAAAAAAGAAGAGGAAGAAGAAGAAAAAUCAGAAGUUGUGUGCAGAGGAAUCAACCAAAGCAGACAAACUCGCUGAUGAUGAAGUGAAAUGUGAGGAGACAGCGACUGAUCAGGAGAGAGGAGAGGAUUUGGCCUCUAAAGAUGAUUCGAAAGAUUCAGCCGUGUCUUCUGAAAUGGAUUCCCGGGCGCAAUCACAGAGUUCAAAGAAGAAUGACAAAAAGAAGAAAAUGAGGAAAAAGAAGCAGAGGGCAGAAAAAGACACAGCCGCCAAGGCACAGCCAGAGCAGGGGGCAUCACCAGAUCCUGAGCAACCUUUAAAAGACAAAGUGACAAAACUCGCCAAAAAGCAGGCAAAGAACUGGACAAAUGCUGCCCUGUCUGGUUCUGAUGAGAAAAACGCUGAUGUGAGUGCGUGGAAGGGCCUGUUUGUUCCCUCUCCAGUGUUAAAGGCACUGAGCAGCCUGGGAUUUGGUUCCCCCACCCCUAUCCAAGCCCUGGCUUUACCCUCAGCUAUCAGAGACCACAUGGAUAUCGUGGGGGCAGCUGAGACAGGAAGUGGUAAGACUCUGUCAUUCGGUAUCCCCAUGAUCCACACCAUCCUGGAGUGGAAGAAGAGCUCUGAAACACAUGCAGAUGACCAGACUGAGUCAAUCACAAAGGUGGAGAGUUUAUACCUCCCAGAUGUGAACGAGUCUUCAAAGGAAGAUAAUGGAGAAAGAGAGACUGAGGAAGCAGAAGGUGAAGGUGUUACAGAUGAACACCAAGUUGACACGGAUGACGAAGAUGCCAGCGAGGAUGACGAUCAAAGGCUUGGAUGUGUAAAAGUGAUUGAAAAUACCGAGUUUGACUUUGAUACAGCUGCUGACGGAGUAGAAACAUCUGCCGCUGCUAAGAGUCAGCCUCUGCUUGGGCUGGUUCUGACCCCAACCAGGGAGCUGGCUGUUCAGGUCAAGCACCAUAUUGAUGCUGUCGCAAAAUUCACUGAUAUAAGAACAGCUAUAGUGGUGGGUGGAAUGGCACAACAGAAACAGAGACGGAUGCUGAAGCGCCGGCCAGAGAUCAUUAUUGCCACUCCAGGACGCCUGUGGGACUUGAUCAAGGAGAGGCACCCGCAUCUGCUGAACCUGAGACAGCUCAAGUGCCUUGUCAUUGACGAAGCAGAUCGCAUGGUAGAAAGAGGUCACUUUGCGGAGCUGGAGAGUCUGCUGGAGAUGCUCAACACCAUUCACUUCAAUCCCAUGAGGCAAAUAUUUGUGUUCUCCGCCACCUUGACCAUGGCCCACAGCUUACCCACCCGCCUCUUGCAAAAAAAGAAGAAUUUGGACCAGAGGAGCAAGUUGGAAAUUCUCAUGGAGAAAGUAGGGAUGAAGUCCAAACCCAAAGUCAUUGACCUAACCCGGAAGGAGGCAACUGUGGAGACCCUGACCGAGACAAAGAUCCACUGUGAAAAGGACGAGAAGGACUUCUUCCUCUAUUACUUCUUGCUCCAGUACCCUGGGCGCACCAUGGUGUUCGCUAACAGUAUAGACUGUAUCAAGAGGCUGAACUCUCUGCUGGUUAUCCUGGACUGUACUCCACUGCCUCUUCAUGCCAACAUGCACCAGAAACAGCGGCUAAAAAACCUGGAGAGGUUUGCUGAGAGGGAAAGUUGUGUUCUACUGACAACUGAUGUGGCAGCAAGAGGACUAGAUAUCCCCAAUGUCCAACAUGUUAUUCACUACCAGGUUCCAAGGACAUCUGAGACCUAUGUCCACAGGAGCGGCCGAACUGCGAGAGCCACCAAAGAGGGUCUCAGCUUGCUCUUAGUCAGUCCUGAUGACAUGAUGAACUUAAAAAAAAUCUACAGGACUCUUGGUAAGGAUGAGGAGCUUCCCAUGUUCCCUGUACAGACCAAAUGCAUGGAAGCCAUUAAGGAGCGGGUAAACUUGGCCAGGAAGAUUGAGAAGGUCGAGUUCCAUAACAGCAGGGAAAAGCAGCACAACGCCUGGAUCAGACAAGCAGCAGAAGCCCUAGAAGUGGACGUGGAUGAUGAUCUUCUCCUUGGCAGAGCAAGGGACGAGGAAGGCGACCAACAACAACAGAAGAUGGUAAAAGGGAUGAAGAAGCAUUUGAAGCAUUUGAUCUCCCAGCCUGUGUUCAAGAAUGUGAUAAAGACCAAGUACCCUACCCAGAUGGGAAAGCUCUCCCUGCCGCAGAUGCCUCUUGCAGGGGUGGAAAGUGCCCUGACCAGUGUCUCAGCACAGAGGGAAAAACAGAAACAGAGGCACAAGAAAAAACAGCAGCACAAGUGACAUGUUGAGUAAAUCUGUAUUAAAUAAGGCAAUAUGUGACACAAUUUUUUAAUUAAUAGUACAAUGUUUUCACAUAAAAUCAUUUAAAAAU
This is a messenger RNA of Myripristis murdjan (pinecone soldierfish), 2834 nucleotides long. RefSeq names its product DEAD (Asp-Glu-Ala-Asp) box helicase 24 (gene ddx24). The record is from RefSeq and is a predicted model, not a curated record. The transcript is spliced from 9 exons. Lineage: Eukaryota; Metazoa; Chordata; Actinopteri; Holocentriformes; Holocentridae. Gene Ontology annotation, molecular function: ATP binding; RNA helicase activity; nucleic acid binding. Bases 137 to 2743 code for a protein of 868 amino acids.